Messenger RNA from Bombyx mori (domestic silkworm), 1256 nucleotides. RefSeq names its product alpha-tocopherol transfer protein-like. NCBI's taxonomy places the organism in Eukaryota, Metazoa, Arthropoda, Insecta, Lepidoptera, Bombycidae. The record is from RefSeq and is a predicted model, not a curated record. Bases 135 to 1079 code for a protein of 314 amino acids. Gene Ontology annotation, cellular component: membrane. The transcript has 8 exons. Gene Ontology annotation, molecular function: phosphatidylinositol bisphosphate binding.
AUCAUUGUGUUGAGUAAAUUUGUCGUAAAAUACUCAUUGCUUGUCAUUCUCUGUUUGUAUUCUGUGACGACAACACUGCUCUGGGGAUCGAAUUUGAACAGGGGAACAAAACGAGUCCUUGAGAUAUUAGAGCCAUGGAGAAGUUACCUUACCACCCCCUGGUAAUAGUGACGCAAGAGGACUUGCAGAAAGCACGAGAACUGUACGGGGUUCAAGAUGUCAAUUCACUGAGAGAAAGUUUAGACAUUUUAGAAAAAUGGCUUCAAAAACAACCACAUCUCGCUGAAGGAAGCAAAUAUUUGAGUCCAGCAAACUUGGAACGUGCUUUUAUAACAGCAAAAGGUUCAGUAGAAGAAACUAAAAGGAGACUCGAGAGGAUGUUUACAUCUCGCGGUAUGAUGCCCGAAUUGUGUUUGAAUAGAACCGUUGAAGAAUUCAAAGACGAAUGGGAGGUUGUAAACUACGUGCCCCUUCCAAAGAUAUGUCCAAGCGACCGUUCGAGAGUUAUGGUAACGCAAUUCCUAACAGAGAAACUAGAAAAGUUCAGCAUAUUAGCAUACUUCAGACUUUGCUUCAUGGUGGGCGAAUACAGACUGAAUUUUGAUUACACUCCAGCGGAGAGAUUUAUAAUUGAUUUUAAAAAUAUACACAUCGGUCUAUUGAUUAAAAUCAAUCCUGUAGUAGUUAAGAAAGCUGAAGUACUGUGCACUGAAGGAAUAGGCACAAAGAUAAAGGGUAUACACAUUCUGAACGCACCAACGUUCGUGGACAAAAUCAUACAUUUACUAAAGCAGGCGCUCAGAGAAAAACUCGCAAAUAGGAUCCAUGUUCAUAGCACCUAUGAAGAUCUCCACAAAUAUAUACCAAAGGAAAUAUUGCCUAAAGACUAUGGCGGUGAUGAAGAAUCAUGCUCUAAAUUGAGUGAAAAAUGGAAAAAGCUUCUCAGGCAAGAGGAAGCACGAAAAAUUAUACAGGACACCGAAAAACUAGUCAGCGAUGAAACAAAGAGGCAUGAAUCUAAAUUUAAUGAAGAAUAUAUGGGGAUGCCUGGGUCUUUCAGACGUUUAGCUGUCGAUUGACUUUAUAUAAAUUGUUAAUUAUAAUGCAUUUCUGUCUCUCGUUACCUCUGUAAGAUAAGUUUGUUUUUUGGAUUGGAUAGCGUGCGAUGGCCAUCUAGAUGCUGGCCUUAAGAGGUGGCUAUCGAAAUCUGUUGAAUUUGUACAUAUUAUUGAAUAAAAUUUAAAUUUGAGAAAUAA